Molecule: messenger RNA, 711 nt
Organism: Saccostrea cuccullata (small rock oyster)
Lineage: Eukaryota; Metazoa; Mollusca; Bivalvia; Ostreida; Ostreidae
Product: ATP-dependent RNA helicase DHX8-like
Exons: 10
Coding region: 103-711 (202 amino acids)
Biological process (GO): spliceosomal complex disassembly
Cellular component (GO): catalytic step 2 spliceosome; intracellular anatomical structure
Molecular function (GO): RNA helicase activity; RNA binding
Source: RefSeq, a predicted model, not a curated record
UGUAUUAAUCGUCAGACAACUCAGAUCACACAGUAUCUCGCGAAGGCGGGCUACACGACGUCGUGGAAGAUCGGCUGUACGCAGCCAAGACGUGUCGCCGCCAUGUCUGUCGCCAAACGAGUCUCAGAGGAAUUUGGUUGUCAACUGGGAGAGGAGGUUGGCUACACGAUUCGUUUUGAGGACUGUAUGAGUCCAAAGACUAAGAUUAAAUACAUGACAGACGGUAUGAUGCUAAGGGAAUGCCUUAUUGAUGGUGAUCUAACUCAGUACAGCAUUAUAAUGUUUGACGAAGCUCAUGAGAGGACCAUACACACAGAUGUCUUGUUUGGUCUACUGAAGGCAGCCGUACAGAAGAGACCAGAACUGAAGCUCAUCGUCACCUCGGCCACUCUGGACGCUGUCAAAUUCUCACAGUACUUCUUUGAAGUGCCUAUUUUCACCAUUCCCGGAAGGACCUACCCUGUGGAAGUUCUGUACACGAAAGAGGCGGAGUCCGACUAUCUAGAUGCCUCCAUGAUAACAGUGAUGCAGAUCGUCCUGAUGGAACCACUAGUGAUGCAGAUCCACCUGUUGGAACCACCAGUGAUGCAGAUCCACCUGUUGGAACCACGAGUGAUGCAGAUCCACCUGUUGGAACCGCCAGUGAUGCAGAUCCACCUGUUGGAACCACCAGAGAUGCAGAUCCACCUGUUGGAAGUGCCAGAGAAUUAA